AUGGAUCAGUAUAUAUUGGAGAAUAUAUUGUCAAGGCUUCCACCCAAGGACCUCUACACAUGCCAGCGCGUCUGCAAAUAUUGGUAUUCAAUAAUCUCCAACAUAAUCUCAAGUCCAUUCUCAAUCCUCAUAACCUCUCCAACUGCAGUUUUAAAUUACAAUGCAUGUUUGAGCAACGAAGACGUCGAAAAAGCAUGGAAGAAGGUUCCUAAACCUGGUGGAAUGCACACUAAAUAUAUUCGGCUAAUUGGUUCGUACAAUGGCCUAAUAUGCCUUCGAUAUGAAGAUUACAACAUGGCAUUGUGGAAUCCAUGCACGGGAUUGUUUAAAACGGUAAAGAAUAAUUUCCAAAUUGAUUAUCCAUUUUGCGGGUUUGGCCCCAAUUCGUCCACUGCUGCAGGUGGUUAUGUAAUUGUAUUAGGAUGUAAAUAUUUUGUCAGAAUUGGUGUUAUGAAUGACAAACUUGGGCAAUAUGUCUGGAAAAGUAUUCAGCAUAAUAAAGAUUAUGUGUAUCGUGAAAGUAUUGGGGUUCUUGUGAAUGGAAAUCUUCAUUGGCCAGCAUGUUGGGGUAUCAGGAAAAAGGUGAUUUUGUACAAUUUGGAUGAAGGAAAGCUGGAGGAGUUCAAGGGACCUGAUAAGCAGGAAACAACAAACUUCAGAAUUGGAAAUUUUAAGGGAAACCUUUGUGCAACUUUUAAGGAUGGUAGAAUGUUUGAGAUUUGGGUAAUGAAAGAUUAUCGUGUCGAGGAAUCUUGGAUGUGGUUGUAUAAUAUUGAAGGAUUUGUGCUUCAUGAUGCUUUGGUGCCACUAGGGUUCUUGAAAAAUGGUGAUAUCAUUAUUGAGGUAGACAGGCGUUUUAUAGCACGGUAUAGUUUUGCUUAUAAAACUGCAAAAGUUCUGAGGUUUCUUAGGGGUACUAAAUCUUCUGCAGUUUCAUUUGUGGAGACCCUGGCUAAACCAAAUAUUUGA
Messenger RNA from Coffea arabica (coffee), 969 nucleotides. RefSeq names its product F-box/kelch-repeat protein At3g23880-like. The record is from RefSeq and is a predicted model, not a curated record. Gene Ontology annotation, molecular function: protein binding. NCBI's taxonomy places the organism in Eukaryota, Viridiplantae, Streptophyta, Magnoliopsida, Gentianales, Rubiaceae.